This is a messenger RNA of Exophiala mesophila, 1488 nucleotides long. RefSeq lists its product as uncharacterized. The coding region runs from base 1 to 1488 and encodes 495 amino acids. The transcript has a single exon. The record is from RefSeq and is a predicted model, not a curated record. Lineage: Eukaryota; Fungi; Ascomycota; Eurotiomycetes; Chaetothyriales; Herpotrichiellaceae.
AUGGCAGCAACCUUUGGAUCGGUUACCAUGUCUGUGCUCUUUAAAAGUGUGUGGAGUGUUGUACUGUCUUCUGCCCAGAUGAUGGAGCCCUAUUAUCAAUUGGGUGAAUCCGGGAACUAUCGAGCAGCCGACUUGUCCAUUACAAGACAAUACCUUUCUGGAGAGACUGAUUUCAGCGAUCUGGACCCACGAAACAGACGUUGGUCGAUAUUGCUGACAACCAUGAUUGGCCUUGUGUUGGACCUUCAGGCAUCCGUCGCUUCCGAGGCCAUGACGGUUCAAGCUGGAGCAACUUGCAACACCGGCGGAGCAACCAGGCUAUGUGACCCUAUAUGGACUAUCAACUCGGCCGUUCUUCGCGGACUCCAGGUCACUCUCCUUCUUGUAGGGAUCUCCAUCAUCCUGUUGAUCUGGCAAAAUUGGACACGUCGAAGCCACAUUUCCACCUACCCGUGUAGUCUUGAUGCUAUGGCAUCAAUGCUUGGAAACUCGGACCCAAACAUGAUCAACACGUUACGGCAGAUAGAUCCAAACGCAGAUGAUGAGACGGUUGCCAAAUUCUUGAAAGGCAAAUACCUCUCUUUAAAACAAAUCGAGACUGAGCGCGGUCAACCAGCCGUAGGGAUUUCCAUGUACGUCCGAACAACUGCGAAAGAAUUCGAUCAGCAACAACAUCGCAACAUAUCUCGAAGAACACAACCACCCUUUUGGCUGCUGAAUGUACGUCGUCACGUGGACGCGAUCAAAAAUUCUUCAACGGCACUUUGCAAUUGGGCGCUAUUCGGUGUUCUCCUCGCGUUUGCCAUUACCGGCAAUGACAGUUACGAGGUCAACGUACUUGGACCACUUAGUGGGAAUAAAACUAAUUCUUGGAAGUUCAUGAAUGGAACGAGAUUUGGGCCACGAAUGCUGAUGACCUAUCUUGUCUCUACGUUGCUCAUUCCGUUUUGGGAGUACAUGGAGCUGAAGGCCAGGGUCCUGACGCCGUAUCGGCGCCUCCAAAAGUCGAAGGGAUCGGGGAAACAUUUACUAACCAUGCGUCUACACGGUACUCCCUUUGUUUCGUUUUUCCAUGCUGUGUGGCAGGGAAAUUGGUUCCAGGCGUUUAUGGCAGCUCUGGCAGUCUCUGGCUACUUUUUGCUGAUAAUGAUUGCUGGGGUCCCUUAUAAUUAUGGACAAAUGGCCAAGAUUUCUUUUUGGAGCACCGUCGCAAGUGUCGCCAUAUUAUUUUUCAUGGGUGUUGGAAUGUUGGCUCUUGUCUUCUGGUAUCGAAGCAACCCCAAGAUGCCACGAGAGCCAACUACAUUGGUCAAUACUUGGCUGCUGUUAUGUGGAAGUCGUCUUUUAGAAGAGUUCCGCAACAAGUCGCUGAAGGAAUCCAGACAAGAAAUGAAACAGGCAAAGGGAGAGUACUGGUUUCGGAAAGGGAUGGGAGUAGAUGGAGUAGAGCGCUGGAUGGUUGAGGUAGACCACCCUUACCAAGGCUGA